UGUUUUUAAUAUGUAUCGGCGGGGCGGGACAAAGGCAGACGGAAGUGUUCUGUGUUGUUGCCGGAAGUGGCGAGGGAAAGUUUGUGAUGGCGGCUGCAAUUUUAGCCGAAAAGGUGCCGGUGGACAGCGCGGAGGAGGGGGAGCAGCCCCUGGCGACGGCAGCGGAGCUGGCCGCGCAGAAGCGCGAACAGAGGCUUCGCAAAUUCCGGGAGCUGCACCUGAAGCGGAAUGAGGCUCGUAAAUUGAAUCACCAAGAAGUUGUUGAAGAAGAUAAAAGACUCAAGUUACCUGCUAACUGGGAAGCCAGAAAGGCCCGUCUGGAAUGGGAACUGCAGGAAGAAGAAAAGAAGAAGGAAUGUGCCGCAAGAGGGGAAGACUAUGAGAAAGUGAAGCUGCUGGAGAUCAGUGCGGAAGACGCGGAAAGAUGGGAGAGGAAAAAGAAGAGGAAAAACCCUGACCUGGGGUUCUCAGAUUAUGCUGCUGCCCAGUUACGUCAAUAUCAUCGGCUGACCAAACAGAUCAAACCUGACAUGGAAUCGUAUGAGAGACUCAGAGAAAAACAUGGAGAAGAGUUUUUCCCAACAUCCAACAGUCUUCUUCACGGAACACACGUGCCUUCCACAGAGGAGGUUGAUAGGAUGGUCACAGAUCUGGAAAAGCAAAUCGAAAAACGAGACAAAUACAGCCGGAGACGUCCUUAUAACGACGAUGCAGACAUCGACUACAUUAAUGAAAGGAAUGCUAAAUUCAACAAGAAAGCAGAAAGAUUCUAUGGGAAAUAUACGGCUGAAAUUAAACAGAAUUUGGAAAGAGGAACAGCGGUCUAAUCCCUUCAGGAACUGUUAGGAACUGCUUUUAAAAGCUUGACAAUGCUGGCAAAUUGAAGUUCUCUUCAAAGUUUUAUCAGGAAACCAGCAGUCAUUCUACGAUGCCUUCCUCAUCAGCAUUUGGAAAUAAAUGUUUUUCUUAAACAUAUACUUCCAUGUAUAUUCCCCUAUUUCUGUGCUUGGAUAGAAGAUGCAUUUUAAGAUGUAGUGUACUUGGUCUGUAAAAAUCUACUUUGUAUAAAUACUAAUUAUUUUUCUAUGUA
Neofelis nebulosa (Clouded leopard) is the source of this 1090-nucleotide messenger RNA. RefSeq names its product pre-mRNA-splicing factor SYF2-like. The record is from RefSeq and is a predicted model, not a curated record. The coding region runs from base 87 to 827 and encodes 246 amino acids. Gene Ontology annotation, cellular component: catalytic step 2 spliceosome; post-mRNA release spliceosomal complex; Prp19 complex. The transcript is spliced from 7 exons. Lineage: Eukaryota; Metazoa; Chordata; Mammalia; Carnivora; Felidae.